UUAUUUAUUUUUAUUCAUCAUCAGAAAAGGUCACACUGUAAGGAAUUUCGUGCCGUGUUCGUUUUGAAAUAAUGUUUGUUUUAACAAAAGAUGACGAAAAGUUUGUUCUGUUGCCCACUAAAAAUGUUUACACCGUUGGACGUCAAUCCACGGAUUUGAUCGUGUCCCAGGAUCUCAGUAUAAGUCGCAAUCAUGUGCAGUUUCACCUUGCUAAAGAAGACGAUGAAGACAUCCUGCAAAUGGAGGAUCUGGGCUCUAGAUACGGAACCUUUAUUUUCCCAAGGAAUUCCCAAAAGCCCCGAAAAGUGGCCGCCAAAACAAUAACUCAGUUGCAAGUGGGAAUUCGAGUGCGAUUUGGCGCAAACACAAGCAUUUGGCAGGUGUCCCAACUUGAAUUGAUCACCGCUGUGUCUGCUUUAACACGACCUGAAAUUCAAGAACUCGAAGAGAUGCUUCGGCCUAUGGGCGGAACUGUGAGUCCAAACUAUACUGAUGAGUGCACCCAUCUCACCAUGAACGAAGCUUCGGUAACGGUGAAGCUUCUACACGCUCUGCUCGAAAACAAACCCAUUGUCACCUUCGCCUACUGGAGGAAAAUGCUCCAUUCAGCGCAGAGCAUUCAUGUCAAGGAGGGCUGGCCACAGCCGGAGGAUUACCAGCCCAGCAAUAUGGAUGUUACCUGGCGUCCCGAACGCACUCGUCUGUUUGCCGGCAAGACCUUUGUCUUCAUGAAUCGCAAACACUUUGAAAUGUACGGAUCAGUUGUGCAGAAAGCUGGGGCAGCCUGCAAGGAUCUUGCUUCUGGUGUACGAAAGACGUUCCUAACAAAGAACGAUGUGAUAGUUAUACAAUAUGUACCUUCCACUCAGUCGCAGGCCACUGAAUCAAUAAAUAGUAUACAAGAAAUCCUGGAGCAAAGUGGCAGACGUGUUAUCCAGGAGUAUGAGAUUGGUAUGGCAUUGCUGCAUUGCUCGAUCAAGGAGUUCUGCAACCCAGCACACAUGUUGAUCAACGAAUCGUUACCUUCUACUGAGUCAGUAACAUCAUCGAUGGUUUUUAAUUCUUCGAUAAUAGUGCCCAACACGGAACGUCAUUCGGCCCAAUCCAGUGGCUCUGCCAUUUCAGAACUAGUGGUACCCGAAUCGGAUGCCUCUAGUAUGCAGGAGGUGUCUUCCAAACCUGCAACGGAAGCCCUUAAAAGUUAUUUGCGUAAACGAAGUCAUUCUUUAAUUGACUCUUCUGAUGAGGAGCAGGAAGCAGCUUUAAAGCGAGCCAAGCCUGUUCCCCAAGCAAAACCAAAGAGAAACGAAGAGAAUGCCAUCCUUGUGGACUCCUCUGAUGAAGAGGAAGCUGCAGCACCAAUUAAGCCUGUGACUAGGAGAAGCAAGGCGAUUGAAGAUGAGGAGGAAGCAGAUAAGCCAACUUCAAGUAAACGCAUGACAAGACAAAGCAAGGCCACGUCUGAACAGGAAGCUGUUAAACCACCAGUGCCUAUUCCAGAUCAAAAUAAACGAACGUCAAAGCGGGUCAAGCCCAUAUAUUUUGUAGACUCUUCUGAUGAGGAGAGCGAAAAUUCUGUGAAAGCAAAAGAAACGGCAGAUCGAAGCGAAAAAAGAAAGAAACUAGAAGCUCCUGCAGUUGUCAGGACAUCGCCACGCCUCAAUACCAAACCAGUGGCCACAAAUAUUACCAACCAACAGCCGGAAACAACUUCACGGAGUACUUCACAAAAGCAAACUGAGCCAAAGUCAGCGGGAAAGCCACUAGAAAGAAUUAGUGUAAUCAACUUUCUGGAAAAAUCACAAUCGCAUGAAUCAGCAUCAAAAUCUCAGUUACUGUCUCAAUCGCAAACACAACCCCAAAAGCGUUUGCGAUUGCAACCGCUAAACGAAAGCGACAGCGACGACAAUGAAAAUGUCUUUAACUUUGCCAGCAGCAAAAAGAAAAAGCAUAAUGAGAAUAAGGAUAACCACGAAGAUUCCACGGAUGGCUUGUUUAAUUUUAACUCGGAAAAAGCAAGCGAUCCUGUUGACCAGGACUCCGUGCUGACUGAACCCUUUCAGCCGGAUUCAGAAGCAAAGACAAAAUCUAAGUACGUGGUUGUGCAACGCAAGGAAAUGCCCAAAAAAGUGGACGUCAGUGGUUGGUUAUCGUGUAGCAGGCUUCAUGAUACUAUCGAACCCGAGAUAAAAACAGAAGACAAGCUGGAAAACUCCAUUAAGGCGGAUCCCGAUGAGGAAAAGUGGCUGGCGGCCAUGAAAGACAGCAUUCAGGUGCGCAUGUGCAACCUUACCAUCAUCAAACGCUCUCAAGAGGAAGUAGAUGCUUCUAUCAAUAUUUCUGUGAGCAAGUACAGCGGACGCAAGAACUUUAAAACCUUUGUCAAGACAAACAAUCCUCAUCCACAGCGACGCAUUGUGGGUUUGAAGAGUAUGCAGCUAGUAGACGGCAUGGUGACCUGUCUUUAAAAUGUUGGCCAAGAAUAACAAUCCUUAUCCUCGACUAUUUUAAGAACUAUGGACAGGAAGAACAAUGGACAUCACGGUGACCUGUCUUUAAUUAAAUGUCUUCUUGUUAUUUGUAUACAAGUUUGUUUUUGCCUAUGUAAAAGUUUACUUUAUUUUGCUUACAAUAAAUUUGCGAAAUAUG
Molecule: messenger RNA, 2649 nt
Organism: Drosophila ficusphila
Lineage: Eukaryota; Metazoa; Arthropoda; Insecta; Diptera; Drosophilidae
Product: nibrin
Exons: 5
Coding region: 72-2468 (798 amino acids)
Biological process (GO): mitotic G2 DNA damage checkpoint signaling; double-strand break repair via homologous recombination
Cellular component (GO): Mre11 complex
Molecular function (GO): damaged DNA binding; protein binding
Source: RefSeq, a predicted model, not a curated record